Molecule: messenger RNA, 2117 nt
Organism: Cornus florida
Lineage: Eukaryota; Viridiplantae; Streptophyta; Magnoliopsida; Cornales; Cornaceae
Product: transcription factor GTE8-like
Exons: 10
Coding region: 238-1770 (510 amino acids)
Molecular function (GO): protein binding
Source: RefSeq, a predicted model, not a curated record
CACUAAAACCUAUCGAUCGGUUCGUGGUCUUUUCUCCAACUCACACACACAGUGACGAUCAAUACUCGCUUUCGCUUCUCCUCUUUGCAACCAAUCGAUCGACGAAUCAAAGCUUUUGCUGUUCUUCUUAGAUUCUGUGAUUUGUGCAUUGCUUUCUUUAGGUCAAUGAUUAUGGUGUAUGAGAGUUGAUCUGGAAAUCUGAACUCUGUUCCUCUUCAGUUUUUGUAGUUUCCAGCUAUGUUUGCUGCUGAAACUAUAGUAAUGAGGAAGUUGAGGAUCAAAACUGAAUCCAAACAAACUAAGACUGAAUCUACGACUCGAUGCAACUUUGGCCAGCAGGCUGUCUUAAAGGUGAAGUUGUCGGAACCAGGCUGUCACAUGCGAAGACCUCCAGGAUUGGUAGAAAGUCAAAAGGUGAAGAGGCAGAAGAUAGAUCAGAGCGUGUCACAGCAGUGUUCUACCAUUCUGAAGAAAUUGACGACUAAUCCAUCUGCCUGGCCUUUCAAUCAGCCAGUGGAUCCUGAUAAAUUGAAUAUUCCUGAUUACUUUUCUAUAGUUUCUGAACCCAUGGAUUUGGGAACGAUAAAGACCAAACUGGAGAAGAAUUUGUAUUCCAGCGCUGAAGAGUUUGCUUCUGAUGUCAAACUGACCUUUUCCAACGCCAUGCUGUAUAAUCCUCCAGACAACUAUGUUCAUCUCAUGGCCAAGGAUUUAGACAAUAUGUUUAAUUCAGGAUGGAAGUGCUUGGAGGCAAAAUGGAAUUGUAAGAGCAAAAGAGAUGAACAAAUGUUUAUUUCAAGUGAAAGACCAAAGAAUAUUGAUGUUUUAGGGCAGAAUAGGAGUUCUUUGGAGAUAAGAGCAGCAAAAGCGGAGCCUACUAAAAUGAAAGGAAAUGGCAGGUUCCAAUCUUCAGGGAAGAUGUUCCACAAUGGUAUGAAGUGGCAGAAUACAAUUUCUGUUACGGGUACUAGAAGUGCUUCAGGUUCCAACAAUAUCAAACCUUCAUUGGCUGUCUCCAAAUGUGCAUGUGGCAGUGUGAGAUGCCAAUGUGGACGUCAAAAUGAUUUUGUCUGUUCAUCUUCAAGUGAUUUGUCUUCAGAGAAAUCAUUGGAACAAGAUCAUCAUGAUGCUUGUAGAACGGACUGCGAGGUACAAAUGAGCACAUCAUCCCUGAUGAGCACAUCAUCCCAGAUGAGCAAAUCAGAUUCUGAUGGGGCCGCAAGUGCUUUGGAUGAAGAAAAAUUUUGUUCUAGUCCACAACUUUCGACACUUGCUACUACUUCUGCUUCUGGAGAAGCUUGCACACCACUUAUUGAUGUCCAACUGUCACCAAAGAAGGCUCUCCGUCAUGCAAUGCUAAAGAGUCGCUUUGCAGAUACUAUCUUGAGAGCAGAACAGAAGGGACAUUUAAAUCAUGGUGGUAAAGCUGAUGUGUUAAAAAUGAGGCAGGAGAAGGAAAAAAUGAAAAGAAUGCAGCAUGAAGAGGUGUUAAGAAUUCAAGCUGAAAUCAAGGCUGCUGAAGCUGCCUCGCGACUAAGAGCAAAAGCUGAACUCAAAAUGCAGCUGGAGAGAGAAAGAGAAGCUGCCCGACUUGAACUAGAGAAGAUAGAGAAGAGCGUGGAGAUUGAUGAAAAUUUGAAGAUCUUUAAAGAACUUGAGAUGCUUUGUGGGUGUUCGCCAUUUGGUCGCUUCUGUAAUGCGUUGGAACAGCUCGGUUUGUAUAUAAAGGAGGAGUACCUGGUGGGUGAGAACGAGGAUAUAUAUUCAUAAAUCUGAAAACUCUUUCUUUCGUCUGUGAUUUUCACCAACUCUGAUUGUAUAUUCUUGUUUAGUGGAGUGGGAAAAAAAAGGUUGGAUGUAAAUGAUCUUCUCAGUGAAGGAUUUUAGAUGAGGCAAAAAAAGUGUAGCAAUAUAGAUGAUGAGUGGAACUUAUUAGGUGGGGCCUCCUUCCCGUUCUCAUCUCCAUUUUUUGAGAGGGGAUGUAUCUGGAUUUAGGGAUAUUAGAAACUGUUUAUAAUAUAUAGCUAUAGCCUGAAGAGGGGGCUUCCAUUGAGUUUCAUAUCCAUGACUCUGUUGUAUUGUCAAUGCAAAGUUGAUGUUUACCAUUUUUCAGAUUA